Molecule: messenger RNA, 444 nt
Organism: Hibiscus syriacus
Lineage: Eukaryota; Viridiplantae; Streptophyta; Magnoliopsida; Malvales; Malvaceae
Product: heavy metal-associated isoprenylated plant protein 39-like
Exons: 3
Coding region: 136-375 (79 amino acids)
Molecular function (GO): metal ion binding
Source: RefSeq, a predicted model, not a curated record
UGUAAACCAGAGUGCGUACCACAAAUUUCACACUUUAUAAAGGGCAACUGGUCCUCAAAAGCUCAAUUACUUCCUCUAAUCAGCUCAAUUUGCACAGAAAAAUGGGCUCAGAAGGUGGUACUGUAAGUUCUAACCAUGACAGAUGAAAAAACCAAGAAAAAAUCCAUAGAAGCUGCUGCAGAUAUCUUUGGGGAUGAUUAUAUAGCGGUAGAUCUAAAGGAUCAGAAGCUGACGGUGAUAGGGGAAAUGGACGCAGUGGCGGUGGUGAAGAAACUGAAGAAAGUUGGCAAAGUGGAUAUAAUAUCGAUCGGGCCUGCUAAGGAGGAGAAGAAAAAAGAGAAAAAGAAAGAAGAGAAGAAGGAAGAAAAGAAAUAGUUAAACGACUGGAAAAUCUGUGGAGUAUUGUCCGUCCAAACAGCAAGGUUGAAGAGAAAGUUAUUUUAA